UAAAAGAAAAUUAUCCCUUCUGUUCUUUCCACGGUACCUACAGCAUUACAUAAUUCUAUCAAGCAAUCUGGCACGGAGGAAAAUUUCAAAAACAAUACCUAUAGGAUAGACUGACAAAUAUUAGAAACAAUAUUUCUAAUAUUUUAAAAUAUAGUUUAUUAAAAUAUUCAGUAGUGCCUCCUCUGCUGCCUCCCCAGCACUUUUAACAAUAACACUGCAAACAUCGUGGAUGAGAAGAAAGGAGAGCAAAUGGAUGGCAGGACACAGAGAAGUCCGUAUCUUAUUUAUCUAAAAAUCACACAACAACACGCAUUUGCCUUUCUCUGAAGGUACACAACGGAUUUAUACAAACUCCUCUACAGUUUUCGACGGUGUCGCUCCGACGCUUAAAUGAAAGGGUGGUGGUUUGUUUUUUGUGUGUUUUUUUUAUGUGAGGGUUUUGAACGGGGGUGUGUGUUAAAUGUUGGGGGUUUUGUGACAUCACCAGGUUAAAAUACCCAAUCAGCUUCCACUCUGGAGAAAAUUAUUUCGUGGGGUGUUUCCUAUAAUAUACUGUACUUCCAAGUCCGUCUUGAAGAAAGAAGCGGAGUCGGGGGCGAAGGUGGCCACGAUGCAGAUUUUGGUGUGCGCGCUGUGGCGGAUUAAACGCCUUCCUCCACGUUUUGGGGACUGCCUGGGAGGAAGCGUCGCCGCUCUUUCUCUAGCUCUUCGCCUGGAGCUUUUGCUUGGUUUUAAAGAUCAGAAGGGGAGCUUUUAAAAAGGGAGAGAGGCACGGGGUGGGGUGGGGGGCGUCAUUUCAAGUCCUUUCCCUGGCCGGACGCUCGCCCCUAGGAGGUUGGUGGGAAAGAUUCGCUUUCAGGAGCAAAAAGCAUCCAGAGGAAGGGAAAGGAUUACGCCAAGUCAACGUUUUUCUCUUUUGCGCCCCCCCCCCUUUUCUGGAUUUUUAAGAGAGCGGAGGAAGAAAAGAAGCUCUUCGGAAGGAGUGGGGGGGGGGAGAGAAGGCGGUUCUGGAUUCCCGAGAUGCGUUUGAAAGGAAAAUUCAUCACUCCACUCCACGACGAGGGGUUGAUGGGGGGGUAGGGGGAAGAUGGGGAAGAGCUGGGCUCCCCCACUGCUGGCCAUGAAGGGCCCCCCUUUCUUCAAAUAAACAGACAAACAAACAUGUUCCUGACCUGACCGGCGAGAUACUCCCAGUCGCCGCCGCCGCCAACACCAUGGAUUACAAUGGAGAGUUCCAAGCUGGUUACCAGGAAAUCGACGGCAUCAGUUUGGGUUACCUGCAGAUUAACGGCACCCGGAUGUUCGCUCUCACCCAGGUCUUCAGCGACCUGUUUAAGGACAUCCCCCGGGCCACCGUGAGCAAAAAAAUGGAGAGCCUGAAGAUCCAGAGCCGCCGGUGCGACCUGAAGGAGCUGCGCACCCUCAAAGCUAUCCAGUCCGUGCCAAUGCGCGCCGUCAAAUGUUCGCUCAUCUCCAAGGCGGACCUGGAGGCCCUCUGCACCUCCUGCAAGGCCUUGGCCCCCAGGAAGAGGAAAAGGAAGAGCAAGAGCAAGAGGAGGGAGCCCGCGGGCCGGUUCAAUCGGUCUCGGCUACUCUCCGACAGCGCCUUUCGUGCCAACGUGGGCGCCGGCUGCGCCAAGCGAGAAGCGCUCUUGCGGGAUCCCUUCGACAGAGGAUACAAGAAAGCCGCGCCACCCGCCCGAAGCUACAGCCGGAGCGUCCGGGGCCACCUCCUAGCCGGCGUGCUCAGCGCUUACCCCGCCGACCUGCAGCUCCUACACUCCGCGGUCCGGGCGAACGGGGCCGGCGGCCAGACGCCUCGCGCCCCCGACGCCGGGCGGCCCAAGCGUUCCGCCUGCGGUUGCCUAAACAAGAAAGGUCGCUCGGCGCCCUUCGCCGGCUCCAAGCGCCAAGGCACCUCGGCCGGCUACUCCAGCGACUCGGAUUCCAGCGGCGCCUCCAGCCCGGCCACCUCGAGCGACUCCUCGGAGGAGGAGGAGGAGGAAGAGGAGGAGGGCUCGUCCUGCAGCAGCGACGAGGGCAGCUCCUCUGGCUCGGAAAGCAGCUCCCUUUGCAGCGGAGACUCAGUGCAGAGCACCCGGUACAGGCAGGCGGCCCUUCCCCGCCUCCCAGCCCAACCCGCCUGUUCCCCUGCCCUCCCCGGCGGGACCAAAGGCCUGCGCCCCGACCCGAACCUACUUUUCUGGGCCCGGACGCUGCGCGCCUCCACUUUAGAAAGUUUCCUGCCCGUUCCCCCUAACGCGCCGAAGGAGCCCCGGCGGGAGGAACCGGAGCUUCGGGUCAAGCAAGAGGCCGGGAGUCCUCCGGCGGGGAGUCCUCCUGGCGGCCCUGGCGACGCGAGCAGCCCGAGCCCGCAACCGAGGAAGGGACCCUUGGAGCCCCGCGCUCCGGACUCUGAAGAGGAGGACUUGGCUAAGGCCGCCGCCGCCGCCGCCGCCUCCCACAGCUCCAGCUCCAGGGAGGGCCUGCGUCUUGGUGAGCCGGGCAAACCUGAGGGGGAAUGCCCUCUCCGAGAGGAGGACGCCGCCCAGGAAGCGUCCGGGCGAGAGGCUCAAUUCGACCGGCUCAUCCGUCAGUCCAAGCUGUGGUGCUACGCCAAGGGCUUCAACGUGGACGGGAAAGGGUUGCGCCGGGCCGAGCAGGCCAAAGGGACUUCGUCCACCCCCAAGGCCGGCCUCCUCGGCCUGGCCAACAAACCUUUGAAAGGCGGCAGAGACUCGGAAAGGAACGCCAAGCGCCGACGCGCCGAGCGGGAGAGGCAGGCCAGGGGGAGGCCCCCAAAGAUGCCCAGGAAGACGAGCAGAAAAGGGGCCAGCCCGCCUUGCAAACGCUUGCUCAGCCCUAGCCCAGCGCCUGCCAGGAACCCUUUCACGCUCAUGGGCAGUUUCCCCUGUACGCCCGCCUUGGUCGUCGGCUCCGACGGGGACCUCUGCCCUGCGUCUUCCCUGUGCGUAAAAGACUCGUGCGCCCUCUCCAAAACGCAUCCGCUUUGGACCUGGCAGCUGGGGAGCAAUGCUAUCCCCGUGCCCCCCAGCCUGAAAUUCCGGGGAUACGGCUUAGAGGAUGUGUAGAUGGAGGAUUUAAGACGAGUUGCUUGCAACAGGUUGUCGGGUGUUGUGGGGGGUAUAAAUAGAAUAUGCAGCUAAGAAAAGGAAAUCUGGCUUUAUAAUUCUGUAUCUACCCGGAAGUAACUUUAUGGGGUUCAGUGGCCUUUCAUUUCAGUUUGCCGUUGAUAGCAGCUUGUGAUUUUGAAACAUACUCGCCAAGAAAUAAGUUCCAUCGCUACAGAUGGGGCUGAUUUUAGAGCAUCAGUGCAAUGCACCUCUGUUCGGGCUUAAGUCCUUCUGAGUUUACUGAGGCUUACUCUCAGGUAAGUGGGUAUGGGAUUGUAGCCUAAAUGCCUUUCAAGGAUAAGACAUCCUGAUCCCCAAACCAAUAUUUUUUUCCCGAAAUUCUCACAAAAAGAGGUUCUCAAGACACCACAUUCCCCCUUCAAACUGGAAUUUCUGGCAUUCAUUUAGUUUUUUUUUCCUUUUUUCCGGUCCCCUUCUUUCUUUUUUUUUUUAAGUGCUGUCAUUUUUCGUUUUCUUAAAAUAAUUCCCAACUCAUAAAAUGUUGAUCUUUGAAUGCUACUGGAUAAAAACCUCUAGUAUGGAGGGCUGUUUAAAAGAAAAUCAGUAAUAUCACCUUUUCCAGUAUUGGUGGGUGCACAUGAGUUGAAGAACCUGGAGAAUUAAAUUGGGUGUGAAUUGUUAAUUUAAUUUAAUUUUUCUAACGCAGAAAGCAAUGUUUUGAAUAUAUGUACAAUAUUUAUACUGUCAGAGCUGGAUAGUUCGAAGAAUUAAUCAUAAUAUAAAGACAAAGAAGGCAGCUGGGGGCAGACCCAGGCUCCCCUCCCCCUCCUUCUAGCAUGGAGUGGUUUGAACCAAGCAAAGAAAUUUAGAAGAGCGGUGGGUGUGUUAAGGGGAAUGAGAAAGUUUGGAGCAAUCUUCCCUUCCCCCUCCUCUAAGUUAACUCUUUUCCCUCCCUCCCCCCAUUCACCAAGUAAAAAGUGUACUCAUACCCCUCCCCUCCCCCCCACCUUUCUUCCUUAAUUUGGAAGAGAAAUGGAAUGGCCUUUCAACCAUUGCACAUUAAACUCAUCAAAGCAUCACUCCCUCCCCCCUCCUUCCACCCACUUCCUGAUUAAGAAAGACAAAAGUGACUAUUUUAUACCCAACAGCAGAACUUGAAAAGAGAGAGGGAGAGAAAUGUGCAGAAAAUAAUUAUCUUGUUAUCCUGAAAAAAAGGGGGGGCAGGUUAAUGCAAACAAGUUAUUUCCAGCAAACAUCUUUGUAUUUCGUCGUUUACUAAAGAGGCAAAAGAGAGGGAGGUGAACUUUUCCGAAAAAUUGCACCAAAGACAAAAAGAAAACAACAACAAAAAAGAAAGGGGUUAUUUGAACCAAUUGGAUUUUUACAGGGGGGUUGUUGGUUAAUAGAACCCUGACUUCAGUAGCCUAAGGUAACAUUCUGUUUAUGUAAAAUUUUACUGGAAAAAGAAGGGAAUUGGAUCCAGGGGCAUAUUUGCAAUGAAUUGCAGAUGGACAAUUUGAUCUCCAAGAGGGAGUGCAGAAAAGAGGGAGUCUUUUUCUCUUGCCAGAGGAAACAAAGCAUUCCUCCCCCAUGCAAACAACUCUUCUUUAUUCCUCCUCCUGCAUUAGUUGUUCCUCUUUGUCUUCAAAGGUUUCCCUGCCUCUCUGAAAUCAAAUCCAAACCAAAUCUUCCCAACUCCAAGGGGGAGAGAAAAUGCGUAUUUGCAAGUCAGCCUCUGUAUGUUUCCAGUUUCAAAAUCAGAUCACAGGAUGGGAAAUCAAACUCUUUACUCCUGAGGAGGCCUGCUGCUGCUGCACAAUCAGUGGGGGACUGCGCAGAGGAGCAAUUCUUUAAAAGUGCAAAUCAUCUGCUGGAAGGCAAAUACUUCUAAUAUUAUUGGGCCUUAGAUCCCAAAGUCUAAACAUAUUUAUUUGGAAAUAAUCCGUUUAUUGACUGGCUUUUACUCCCAAGUGACUGUGGUCUGGAACAUUACCAUGAUAUUUAGGACUGAAAUGAAAUCCCUGCCAUUUAAAAAAAUAUAUUAUUAAAAUUACAUUUUUCUGCCUACUAAGAAGGAAGAGAAAUUAAGAAUUAACAGAAAUCCUAGGUUUCACUAGGGAAAAAUACUGGCACCUUGGAUUUCAAAUUCAUUUGGAAUUACACUGAUUUGUUACAGUAAAGCAAACUGAACUUGGAAUAUAUACAGAAGCAUUUAAAAGAAGCAUUUAAGGCUGCGAUCCCAAACACAAUUACAUGGAAGGAGGAAGCCCCCCUGCAGCUUCUGGUGCUUACUUCAUGAGUGAAAUGUGUUUAUGAAUUAAUAUUUACAUAAUUUUUGGUAGCUAUUUCACACAUUUGGGGCACUUGAACAGCUCCUCAUUUGUUUUGAUUUUACAGGAAAAAUUAGCACUGAAAUAUGUCCACACUUAAAAAAAAAAAGCAA
Molecule: messenger RNA, 5538 nt
Organism: Pogona vitticeps (central bearded dragon)
Lineage: Eukaryota; Metazoa; Chordata; Lepidosauria; Squamata; Agamidae
Gene: EPOP
Product: elongin BC and polycomb repressive complex 2 associated protein
Source: RefSeq, a predicted model, not a curated record